UUUUUUAUAUCUAAUUUUUUGUUGCAGUAUUCAAUGGAUUUUGUAUAUCUCAGUGUGGUGAUAUUAUUUUCAUCAUGGACAGAGGUGGCAUGUUGGAUGCAUACUGGAGAGAGGCAAGCGGCGAAGAUGAGGAUGGAAUAUCUACGGUCCAUGUUAAAUCAAGACAUUAGUCUUUUCGACACCGAUGCUUCUUCCACCGGUGAAGUCAUUUCUGCUAUCACUAGUGACAUCAUUGUUGUUCAAGACGCCAUUUCGGAGAAGGUGGGGAACUUCAUUCAUUACAUAAGCAGAUUCAUAGCAGGAUUCACAAUCGGAUUCAUUAGGGUUUGGCAAAUCAGUCUCGUCACUCUCUCUAUUGUUCCCUUGAUCGCCAUUGCUGGUGGUGUUUACGCCUUUGUCGCCACUGGUCUCAUUGCCCGUGUUCGCAAAUCUUACGUCUACGCUGGCGAAAUCGCCCAAGAGGUGAUAGGAAAUGUGAGAACAGUUCAAGCAUUUGCAGGAGAAGAAAAGGCAGUGAGAUUGUAUAGAGCAGCACUCUUGGACACUUACAAGUACGGGAGGAAAGCAGGACUAGCCAAGGGCCUGGGGCUUGGCACCUUGCACUGUGUCCUUUUUCUUUCAUGGUCAUUGCUUGUUUGGUAUACGAGCAUUGUUGUUCAUAAGAACAUUGCCAAUGGAGGAGAUUCUUUCACUACCAUGCUCAAUGUUGUCAUUUCCGGAUUGUCACUUGGACAGGCAGCGCCCGACAUCUCUGCAUUCAUCCGAGCAAAGACAGCUGCUUAUCCCAUAUUUGAGAUGAUAGAGCGAAACACAAUAAGCAAAACAAGCUUGAAAACCGGCAGGAAACUAGUCAAUCAUGAAGGCCAUAUCCAAUUCAAGGACGUAUGCUUUAGCUACCCAUCUCGUCCUGAUGUUAUGAUAUUCAACAAGCUGUGUCUUGACAUACCUUCUGGGAAGAUUGUAGCCCUUGUGGGAGGAAGUGGGUCGGGAAAGAGCACGGUUAUAUCCUUGAUUGAGCGCUUCUACGAGCCUCUCUCUGGACGGAUACUAUUAGAUGGAACCGAUAUCAGAGAGCUUGACCUCCAGUGGCUCAGGCAACAGAUUGGGUUGGUUAAUCAAGAGCCUGCACUUUUUGCCACAACCAUUAGGGAGAACAUUCUCUAUGGGAAAGACGAUGCCACCCUCGAAGAGAUUACACGUGCUGCGAAACUUUCAGAGGCAAUCACUUUCAUCAACAACCUUCCUGAUAGAUUGGAAACCCAGGUGGGUGAAAGGGGAAUACAAUUAUCGGGUGGACAGAAGCAGAGAAUUGCAAUAUCACGAGCAAUAGUAAAGAAUCCUUCAAUACUUCUGCUGGAUGAAGCUACAAGCGCUCUUGACGCGGGGUCUGAGAAGAGUGUUCAGGAGGCACUUGAUCGUGUGAUGGUAGGACGGACAACUAUUGUUGUGGCCCAUCGGCUUUCUACUGUUAGAAAUGCAGAUGUAAUAGCUGUUGUUCAAGGUGGAAAGAUAGUGGAGACCGGGAGUCAUGAUCAGCUCAUUUCGAAACCAAAUAGUGCUUAUGCAUCACUUAUUCAACUCCAAGAGGCAGCUUCCUUGCAUCGCCUCCCUUCCCGUGGACCUGCUUUGGGACAGCCACUCAGCAUUAAAUAUUCUCGUGAAUUGUCGCGCACAACAAGCCGCGACACAAGCUUUCACUCUGAUAAGGUGUCGGUUGGUCGAAUUGGAGUUGAUGGUUUGGAGAUUGUUAAUCCACCACGUGUGUCGAAUGGAAGAUUGUAUUUGAUGGUGGGUCCUGACUGGAUGUAUGGGGUUUCUGGCACAAUUUGUGCACUCAUUGCUGGAGCACAGAUGCCUCUUUUUGCCCUUGGUGUCACUCAGGCUCUUGUAUCAUACUACAUGGACUGGGACAUAACAUGCCGUGAAGUCAAGAAGAUCACAGUCCUCUUCUGUGGAGGUGCUUUCAUAACUGUCAUUGUUCAUGUGAUCGCACAUCUCUCCUUUGGAAUCAUGGGAGAGCGGCUUACUCUUCGCGUGCGAGAAAUGAUGUUUUCUGCCAUUUUGAGAAAUGAGAUUGGAUGGUUUGAUGACACAAACAACACAAGUUCCAUGCUCGCAUCUCGUUUAGAGAGUGAUGCAACUUUGUUGCGUACUGUAGUUGUUGAUCGCUCUACUAUUCUCAUACAGAAUGUUGGUUUGGUCGUUACCUCAUUCAUCAUUGCCUUCAUUUUGAACUGGAGGCUCACGCUUCUUGUCAUGGCCACAUAUCCACUGAUCAUUAGCGGUCACAUAAGCGAGAAAAUGUUCAUGAAAGGCUAUGGUGGAAACUUGAGCAAAGCCUAUCUGAAAGCGAACAUGCUUGCUGGUGAGGCUGUGAGUAACAUCCGUACUGUUGCUGCAUUCUGCUCGGAAGAGAAGGUCCUUGACCUUUAUGCUCAAGAGCUUGUUGAGCCUUCAAGGCGUUCGUUUACUCGUGGUCAGAUUGCUGGCAUUUUCUAUGGAGUCUCUCAAUUCUUCAUCUUCUCAUCCUAUGGCCUUGCUUUGUGGUAUGGUUCUGUUUUGAUGGGGAAGGAGAUUUCUAGCUUUAAAUCUGUCAUGAAAUCAUUUAUGGUUUUGAUAGUGACGGCACUAGCCAUGGGGGAGACUUUGGCAAUGGCACCAGAUCUUCUAAAAGGGAACCAAAUGGUGGCGUCGGUCUUUGAGGUUCUCGACCGAAAAACAGAGGUCAAAAGCGAUAUUGGAGACGAGCUGACAACGGUGGAUGGCAUGAUAGAGCUGAGGGGUGUCCAAUUUCACUACCCUUCAAGGCCCGAUGUACUCAUUUUCAAGGGCUUCGAUCUAACCGUGCAUGCAGGCCAGAGCAUGGCAUUAGUCGGGCAGAGUGGUUCCGGUAAAAGCUCAGUGCUCGCUCUUGUCCUACGGUUCUAUGAUCCAACAGCCGGCAAAGUGAUGAUUGACAGAAAAGAUAUCAAGAAACUCAAACUCAAAUCUCUCCGGAAGCACAUUGGCCUAGUCCAACAAGAACCGGCUCUCUUUGCCACAUCAAUCUAUGAAAACAUACUUUACGGGAGAGAAGGAGCCUCAGAAGCAGAAGUAAUCGAAGCAGCAAAACUAGCUAAUGCACAUAGUUUUAUUAGUGCCCUUCCAGAGGGCUACUCAACCAAAGUUGGAGAGCGAGGAGUUCAACUCUCCGGUGGCCAGAAGCAAAGGGUAGCCAUUGCUCGGGCUGUUCUAAAAAACCCGGCUAUCUUGCUACUAGAUGAAGCCACGAGCGCUCUAGACGUGGAGUCAGAGCGAGUUGUGCAACAAGCUUUGGAUAGGCUGAUGAAGAACCGAACCACGGUCAUGGUGGCCCAUAGGUUGUCGACUAUUAAAAAUGCAGACCAAAUAUCGGUUUUACAAGACGGGAAGAUAAUAGAGCAAGGGACUCAUUCUAGUCUUGUGGAGAACAAGGAUGGGGCAUACUUCAAGUUGAUCAGCUUACAACAGCAACAACAUUGUUAGCAGUAACAACCUCAAAAAAACACAUCUUCUUUUAUAGUUGUUAUUUUUAUUUUUAUUUUUCUAUAUAAAUCUAUUGUUUCUAUGAAAAGACAAUAAUUAUACACGUUGAGAAAUGAUUUUACAUUUUAGAACGGGUUUGUUUACUUUA
Molecule: messenger RNA, 3652 nt
Organism: Camellia sinensis
Lineage: Eukaryota; Viridiplantae; Streptophyta; Magnoliopsida; Ericales; Theaceae
Source: RefSeq, a predicted model, not a curated record